AUGGACCAGUCUCAACUACCAGCGACUCCCGCUGCCUCUCCUCCCCGUCGCCAACACUCCCACUUCGACAUCGGCCUCAUCCUCGGCGACCCCUUCGCCCUCGCAACCACCUCCGUCGCCAUCAUCGGCUGGGUCAUCUCCUUCGCCAGCUCCGUCUCCGCCGACGUAUCCGGCUCAUACCCCCAGUUCUCCUGGUGGGGCCUCGCCUACCAAUUCCUCCUCAUCCUCUUCGUCACCUACAUCUUCUGCCUGCCCUCCCCGUCCGCGUUCGACACCUACCGGCUCGCGGCAGUAGGCUUCUCCGCCGCCGCGAUCGUCUACUCCACAAACUCGACAAACAACCUCGUCUACACCGGCCGCGCGGCCGACGCGGCGGCAGCGGCUGGCUGCAUCUUGCUCUCGAUUAUAAACAUCAUCUGGGUGUUUUACUUUGGAACCACCCCCGACGCGCCUGUCCACGCAUUCGUCGACUCCUACGCGUUAUCCCGCGACCCCGCCUUCCAGAACCCGUCCUCCUCUUCUGCCGGCGUCGCAGCACAAGCAGGCACCCACCGCUCGCACUCAAACUUCAGCACAAACCCCUCCGCCCACGCGCAGGCUGGUCUGGGAGGACAAGCCGGCAUGCAGAUGUACAGCAAACCCCCCUCGCGCCUGCAGAUGCAGAGCGGGUACUCCCCGCGCCCUGUCCCGCCGCCUGCGCCGCCGCACCAGCAGUCUGCGAACCAGAUGUACACGUCCGCGCAGCUCUCUGGGUUCGAGACCGCUAGCAUGCGCGAGCCGAUGCGCAGUCUGACGUACCAGCAGCAGCAGCAGCAGCAGCAGCCGCUUUCACAGCUACAGCAGCUCCAGCAGCAGCAGCAGCAGCAGCAGCAGCAGCAGCAACACCUUCUCGUCGUGCAGUCUACAGGCGGAAACACAACCCGCGCACCGAGCGAUCUGAUGGAACCGCUCGACACGCCGACAGAAUACCCUCUGCGUGCGCGCGCGAUAUACUCAUACGACGCGAACCCGGAGGACGCGAACGAGAUCUCGUUUGUUAAAGGGGAAGUGCUUGAGAUUAGCGACGUCAGUGGGCGGUGGUGGCAGGCGAGAAGGGCGAAUGGGGAGGUGGGGAUCUGUCCUAGUAAUUAUGUGCAGUUGUUGGAUUAA
Molecule: messenger RNA, 1149 nt
Organism: Myxozyma melibiosi
Lineage: Eukaryota; Fungi; Ascomycota; Lipomycetes; Lipomycetales; Lipomycetaceae
Exons: 2
Coding region: 1-1149 (382 amino acids)
Biological process (GO): regulation of actin filament polymerization
Molecular function (GO): protein binding
Source: RefSeq, a predicted model, not a curated record